Molecule: messenger RNA, 918 nt
Organism: Lutra lutra (Eurasian river otter)
Lineage: Eukaryota; Metazoa; Chordata; Mammalia; Carnivora; Mustelidae
Product: olfactory receptor 10AG1-like
Biological process (GO): G protein-coupled receptor signaling pathway
Cellular component (GO): membrane
Molecular function (GO): olfactory receptor activity; G protein-coupled receptor activity
Source: RefSeq, a predicted model, not a curated record
AUGAAAAAUCUGACUGAAUUGAUAGAAUUUGUUCUCUUGGACUUUGCUGAUGUUCCCCAUCUCCAGUGGCUUCUAUUUGGAAUUUUCCUAGUCACCUAUAUUGUUAUUGUGAUGAAUAAUGGCAUCAUAUUUCUAAUAACAAAAUUGGAUCCUGCUCUCCACCCUCCUAUGUACUUUUUCCUUGGCAAUUUUUCCUUUUUGGAAAUCUGCUAUGUUUCUGUUACUUUCCCCAGAAUGCUUAUGAACCUUUGGACCCAGAGAAGAACAAUUUCUUUAGUUGCUUGUGCUACACAGAUGUGCUGUGUUCUUGUGUUGGGAGCCACAGAGUGCCUUCUUCUGACAGUGAUGGCCUAUGACCGCUACAUGGCCAUUUGUAACCCUCUGCACUACCUUCUAGUCAUGAACCACAAAUUUUGCAUCCAACUGGCAGCUGGCUCUUGGGUCAGCGGAAUUCCAGUCCAAAUAGGGCAGACAUUCCAGAUUUUUUCUCUGCCCUUUUGUGGCUCUAAUUUAAUUGACCACUUUUUCUGUGACAUCCCCCCAAUACUGAAGCUUGCUUGUGGGGACACAUUUGUGAAUGAAAUGAUGGUCUACAUAGUUGCUGUGUUGAUUGUCAUGGCUCCCUUUCUUUUGAUACUUAUUUCCUAUGGCAAAAUCAUCUCCAAAAUCCUUAAAUUGCCAUCAGCCACAAGUCAGGCCAAAACCUUCUCCACCUGUUCAUCUCAUCUUAUGGUUGCGGUGUUGUUCUUUGGAUUAGGCAUUAUUACCUACUUAAGACCCAAAACCAGUCACUCAACACGGACUGACAAAGUGCUUUCUCUUUUCUACACUAUUGUGACUCUCAUCUUUAAUCCCCUCAUAUACAGUCUAAGGAACAAGGAAGUCAUAAAGGCAUUGAGAAGAUUGCUACGUAAAUAA